AUGGCUCGCGCCCGAGUACAUCGUGUUACCUCACCGGUGAGUCUCACCCAGUCAGAACUAGACAGAGUUGUGGCCUGUCAUCAAGUGCUUGCUGAAUUGGUCAUAAAUAUUGCCGAUCUGUCGCAUGUUGGGCUGCAAUUUGCUAAUCUGCGACUUCGUUCCCUGGUCGAUCGGAAAAGUAUCGGAUCAUCUAGUUCCAAAGCACUGGCAGUUCGAGAUCCGUUCGAGGAACUGGUUUUCAAACCAGAUAAAUCACGUUUCCUGGGAUUGAUAACGCUGUUGCGUUCGCCA
This is a messenger RNA of Echinostoma caproni, 291 nucleotides long. The record is from the annotation of a GenBank genome assembly. NCBI's taxonomy places the organism in Eukaryota, Metazoa, Platyhelminthes, Trematoda, Plagiorchiida, Echinostomatidae.